AUAAAAGAGGUGUACCGGCCUCUUCAUCCUCAUGUCUACCACCUGCAGGAGUCCUGCUUCGCACCAAAGUUCAAGCAGAUCGUUGAGUACUGCCGCCGCGGCGACACCAGCGACGAAGGUCUCUUAGACUUGUUGGAGAAAGAGGCGGGUCAGCUGGAAAUUGCUUUCAUUUCAGCUUGUUAACAUCAAAGCACCCGUAACGUCACGCUAGUCUGAGUCAUAAUAGAUGUCAAAAAAAAAAAAAAAGAAAAGAAUUCAGUCAGAUGUUUUUGAGCAGGUGUUUUCAAACUUCAGCCCAAAGAAACUGGGGAAAAAAACAGACCUGCAAAAAAAACAUGACCAAAAUAAAUGAACAAAAAAUGAAUAAAUAAAGUGGGCUGUACCAUAUUCAGCUGUGCUUUCAGCUCAACAUCAUAUAUGCAUUCAGCAUAUUCCCUCUCCACACACACACACACUGGGGAGCUUUUGAGUUGUGUCCCAAAUUGCUUUUGUUUAAAAACUGAUCCAUUGUGUGACACAGCAUCAGAGGGAACCUCAGCAAACACAAACAUGAUAUUCAAACUGAAUUGGACAUUGAAAUUACGCAUUUUAAUUUCACAUGGUAAAUCUAAAAACUACCAUGUCAACGAUAAUAGCUGAUUAGAUAGAUUUCCCUUCACUGAAAGUAAGGGGCAAAACCCUCCUCAAAAAACAGCCCCAUCCCAGUACUUUUGCCUAUAUAGUGUGAAUACUAAAUGGAAAUACUAUUCAAUUCCAAUAUCUGUUUAUUUUUUAUUAAUUAAUUUUUUUGAGGGGUCAGAUGUGCUCACCACUCUGCAGUAUCACUCCUUGUCCCACCUAUGUACUUCUGUCUGCUAAAUUUGGUCUUUUGCUGCACAUUUGCUGUGUGUCUUCCUCUCUCUCUCAGCAUUUCCUGACAUAACUUCAGUUGUCCUAUCUGAAUAAAAGACAAAAUAAUAAUUAAAAAAAAAACUAGACUCAGUGGCUGUAGAAAGUCAUUAAAUGUAUUUAAUUGUAAUGGCAUUUUGUGACUGUAUUCCAAAUUGGAAUGAUUGUUAUUAUUACUAUUAUUUACUCCUAAUAAUAGUUGUGGUACUACGGUACAAUUCUCUGCUUCAUUGUAGUGCCUCAUUUUGUGAUGAGUAUAUUUAUGGCUCAAAUAAUUAUUAAUCAAAUAAUAAUAAUAGAAAAAAACAUACUUGUCAAGCCCCCCAUAAUUACAGUAUACAUCAAAGCUGCAACAUUAAAAACCUGGAUGUAUCAUUACUGUAUUUUGUGCCAGAGACGUUUGUAGCAUUAAGGGUGUAUCGCUUCCCUAUGUUUGAGAAGAGCUUCUGUGAGGAGCUGUUGGAGGAGCUGGAACACUUUGAGCAGUCGUCCGCCCCUAAAGGAAGACCCAACACCAUGAACCAUUAUGGGAUCCUUCUGAAUGAACUGGGCUUUGAUGAAUUCUUCAUCACGCCCCUCCGUGAGCGCUACCUGCAUCCGCUCACCUCCGUGCUGUACCCGGACUGUGGGGGGUGCUGUCUGGACAGCCACAAGGCCUUUGUUGUUAAAUAUGACAUGAAUGAAGACCUGGACCUGAGCUACCACUUCGACAAUGCAGAAGUCACCCUUAAUGUCUCCCUGGGCAAGGACUUCACUGAGGGAAACCUUUAUUUUGGAGAUAUGAAACAGGUGCCUCUAAGUGAGACAGAGUGCACAGAAGUUGAACACAGGGUGACCGAGGGCCUCCUCCACCGGGGCCAACACAUGCACGGGGCCCUGCCCAUUUCCUCUGGCCAGCGCUGGAACCUCAUCAUCUGGAUGAGAUCUUCUGAGGAGCGCAAUAAACUGUGCCCCAUGUGCAACAAGAGGCCGACACUGGUGGAAGGGCUGGGCUUUGCUGAUGGGUUCACCAAACAGCCUGUUGCACCGCUGAACACUUCAUGCGUGCUGACAUGAUGUGUCCCACAGCUAAUGGCCAUUAAGAAAGCUACUGUGUGCCUAAGAUUUGAAAUUUACAAAACUGGCUUCCCUGGGUGGCAGUUUAUUAAAAAGACCCUGUGGAUGUUGAAGGAUUGGAUACUCUUGAGAAUGCUUUUGCUUCAUCCAUUCAUCCAUUUUGGUAGACAGAUUUUCUGCAGUUUGAUAAUUGUAGAGUUAAUUAAAACCACAGUGAGCAGGUGUGUGCCCCUGUAGCACAGUUGUUAGAGCAUGUGACCCAUGUACUGAGGCUGUCUGUCCUCUGCGGUGGCUGCAGGUUUGACUCCUGCCUGUGGCUCGCUCGCUGUGUGUCUUCCUCUCUCUCUCAGCCUUUCCUGACAUAUCUUCAGCUGUCCUAUCUGAAUAAAAGACAAAAUAAUAAUUAAAGAAAAACAAAACUAGACUCAGUAACUGUAGAAAGUCAUGAAAUGGAUUUAAUUGUAAUGGCAUUUUGUGACUGUAUUCCAAAUUGGAAUGACAAAUAUUUAUUGUUGUUAUUAUUACUGUUAUUUACUCCUAAUAAUAGUAGUGGUACUACAAUUCUCUGUUUCAGUGUAGUACCUCAUUUUGUGAUGAGUAUAUUCAUGGCUCAAAUAACUAUUAAUCAAAUAAUAAUGAUAGAAAAAAAAACAUACGGUAUACAUCAAAGCUGCAACAUUAAAAACCUGCUUAAUAGUUUGUAUGUGCCCCUCGUACUGUCAAAGCAGCUCUGGCCUGUCAGGGGAGGGAACACAGGAUCUCUGGGGUUCGACAUUGGAAUGUUGGAUUUGGGUGCUGUGCAUUGAGGGUGUAUCAUUACUGUAUUUUGUGCCAAAGACGUUUGUAGGUACACACCACACUCUUACAUUGAACAUGCCUCUCAUGUGAGAAACACUGCAUGUAAACACAGCCUGAGUUUGUUUACGAGCAAAGUCAACAGGGCAUCUUUAAUUUUAUAAUGACAUUAUGGAGGUAACUUGUGGCACAUAUUGGUUUCAGCUCCAGUGGAUAGCUAACAUGUCAGGGUCAGUGCAACCUUUUUAAGAAAACAUCCGGUAUAAGACCUUUCUCCAUUUUUAUUUUUAUUGGUCAGUAAUUAUCGAUAUCUGCCUUUGGCCCUGAAUCUGUUUUUCUGCCAGUAUAAUGUGCUUGGUUUUGUCAUGUGUGAUCAUAUGUGAUUGGCUGGAAGUAAUCUGGUGUUUUCCUACUGACCAACUGUGUUGACUGUUUUUGUGAAAUGUAAUUAAUCAGUGGUCUGGAUCAGAAAGUGGAUGAUGAUGAUGAUGAUGUGUAUUUAACUUCUGGCAUUGCCAAGUCACACAUUUCUGUGUUAUGUCAUCGAUUUGAGGGAUGAUCAACACAAGACAAGCCACACAGUUUGGAGUAAAUAGUAUUUUAAUUACAUAAAUUAUAAUUCAUAAAUAUUCAGCAUGUGCUUUUCUUGUUAUUGUCAUGUGCAUGUGGUGUUGUGGUGGGAGUUCAUUUUGUUCUCAAACAGAGUGUGAGAGUGAAAACACAAAUACAGUAUAAACCCGCACACUGCAUCUUGAAUAAUAAAUCAAUCAACAACAUCAGGAC
Messenger RNA from Scatophagus argus, 3522 nucleotides. It is a transcript of the gene ogfod2, whose product is annotated as 2-oxoglutarate and iron-dependent oxygenase domain containing 2. The record is from RefSeq and is a predicted model, not a curated record. The transcript has 5 exons. NCBI's taxonomy places the organism in Eukaryota, Metazoa, Chordata, Actinopteri, Scatophagidae. Gene Ontology annotation, molecular function: L-ascorbic acid binding; oxidoreductase activity, acting on paired donors, with incorporation or reduction of molecular oxygen; iron ion binding. The coding region runs from base 1318 to 1944 and encodes 208 amino acids.